AUUAAAGGUAAAUAACUCUACAUUUCAAGGAAAAAAUACGGAAUGAGCAAUAUUGUCAUGAAAUAGAAUGUCAAGGUGUAGUAUGGAGACUAAAAAUAUGCAUCAGUUAAAGUAAAACAGAUUAUGUCAUCAAGAUUUACAGAAUUGUACAAAAAGAAACGAGGAAAGAAAUCUAAACAUUUGGAGGAUUCCAUAUCCAACGAUGAGAAACAUAACAAAGGAACAGUAAAGAAAAGCAAAAAAAUUCAAAGUUGUGGUAAAACCUUAAAAGGACAGAUUGAAAAGAAGCAUGAGAAUCUUUCCCUAGAUCAUUCAAAAUUGUCUGAGAAAAAACAAAAAACACAAAAGAAAAAGAAAACGUCUGAGACUGGAAUUAAAAAGUCAUUUAAUGAUUUAAAAGCUGAAGCUGCACCCCGUUCAAAGAAAAAGUUGAAAACUGAGUCAAGAAGUUCAUGUUGUAAUUCUAAAGUGAAGACUGAAGCUGCUUCUUUUUCAAGAAUUAGUAGGAAAGAAAACCAGAUACACAAAACUGACAAGAAAUGUAAAGAAUGUCAAACUUUUGUACAGAAAAGUAAGACUGGAAAAGCAGAAUUCAGGAAAACAAAACAAUCAUCAAGAUGGAAAACAAAACAUAAGCAAAAUACAAAUAAUAUGGCAUCCUGUAGUUCAAGUUGUGAGGGUUCCACUUAUUUUUCUGAAAAUUCUCUCAUUACUCCUCGAGGUUCAUCACAAAACAAACAUCAGAAUAACCACAGAAGCUGUUCCACAAAACUUCCAGGAGAUGAAAGUAGAGAAAAACAAGUCAUACCUGAGCUUCCUGGAUUUUAUUAUGAUAAAGAAAAGAAGAAAUAUUUUAAAAUUUUGCCAAACAAUAGUUGCAUUGGCAAAGCAGUUACCAAGGAGGCCAUUAAAAUGAAAGAAAAAGAAGAAGCAAGAAAAUCUGAUUUGCUGAAUCUGGUAAAACCUAGGACAGAAACUCCAAGAAGACAUCAGCUCUCUGUCUAUGAUAAUUGUCUUCCUUGUGUGACCUGUAAUUUUCAGCAAGGUCUUUUAUCAAGGAGGCAGUUGGAUCACACUAUACAUAAAAUUAGGUUAAAGAAUUUGAAUACAACCCCACAAACUAGAAUUCAGAUCUAUUCAGAUAUAAGAAGAGAUUGGCUUGAAAGACUUGAGAAUGCCACACAGCUUGAAAUGAUUGAUAAUAAACAUAUCAUUGGAUUAUUUUCACUAAAAGACUCCAUGAUCCAGAGAAUUCUGUGGUUAAAAUUAUCAGAUAAACCCAGUUCUAGGCAAAAGGACAGAUUGUCCUUAUCAAUAGAUCCAUUUCCUAGUUGUCGUUACUACCAGUCAGCUGUCAAAAUCUCAAGUAUGAGUCUCAUUGACAAAGACAGUGUGUUAUAUACAGGAAUGGUUUAUACUGGUACCCCAGAAAGUUUAGUCUUUAUCAAAGGGUUUGGUGAGGGCUCCAGUAGAUAUGAAGUAUAUUCCCUUGGCCAAAAAGCAACAUGGACUUGUGCCUGGAACAAACAUGCAAACCAAUUUAGUGUUGGGAGUGAGAAAUGUGGAUUACUAUUAGAUGUCCAAACCAGGAGACUUUGGGAAAUAAAUACUCACAAUAGUGAUGUACUUUGUCAAGUUUUCUCAAAACAGAAUGGGAACUGUUUGUAUAGUGGUACAAGGAACAGUCAGAUUUUCACCCAUGACCUACGAAGUAUAUCAACGUAUGCUGUCAACCAGCUGACUCAAUCUUCUAGUGUCUGUGGAUUACAGUUACUACAAAAUGAUGUCCAUCUAUUGGCCAGUGAUGUGAAAGGACAGAUAAACCUAUGGGAUUUAAGAACUAGAAAGGUUGUAACAGAGUAUUUAGGAAUAAAAAAUGAAUACUUAAGGAUACCUAUACAUGUUGACCAGUCUGAAGAAAUUGUUUAUGGAGUUGACCAAGAAGGAUAUACAAGAUUAUGGUGUUUACAGACCGGUGAACUCUUGAAGACUAUUCCUCCUCCAAUGGCAACAAGUUAUGAUUUCUUCCCAUCUGUGUUAUACUCAAAGACAUGGAAUGAUAGACAGGGAAAUACUGGAUUAUUAAUGGGACUUGGAGAUAAAGUUUAUGUUUACUCAGAUUAUACCGAAAUGGCUUUAAAUGACUGUUAAAGAGAUAGUGUGUGUACCGGUAUGCCUUGAUUUUCUGGUCCUAAGUAUACAUUUUUGUCAAAGGGAUUGAAGAAUAGACUGAAUGUUUUCUGGUUUUCAUUCAUCCAAGAUUAGAGUGUGACCUUGAGGGUAUAGCAUUUGCAGAUAAUCAUGUAAUUGAUAAACACGAUUUUGAAAACACUCAGUAAAAGUUAUUUAAAUUUACAGCUGAUAAAUGUUUUUAUAAAUCGUCUAAGUACUUAUUGUCUCAGACAACCAUUAUACAUUUUACUUUUUUUUCUUUCCUUUGUAAACAAGAAGUUUUAAAUAAAAGAUAAGAAAUAUA
Messenger RNA from Mytilus californianus (California mussel), 2476 nucleotides. Its product is annotated as DDB1- and CUL4-associated factor 4-like. Gene Ontology annotation, cellular component: Cul4-RING E3 ubiquitin ligase complex. Lineage: Eukaryota; Metazoa; Mollusca; Bivalvia; Mytilida; Mytilidae. The coding region runs from base 124 to 2151 and encodes 675 amino acids. The record is from RefSeq and is a predicted model, not a curated record. Gene Ontology annotation, molecular function: protein binding. The transcript has 6 exons.